Vollenhovia emeryi is the source of this 1185-nucleotide messenger RNA. Its product is annotated as RNA-binding protein 25-like. NCBI's taxonomy places the organism in Eukaryota, Metazoa, Arthropoda, Insecta, Hymenoptera, Formicidae. The transcript is spliced from 3 exons. The record is from RefSeq and is a predicted model, not a curated record. Bases 1 to 1185 code for a protein of 394 amino acids.
AUGAGACAAACCGAGAAAAAGGUCAACGCGAUAGUCGACGAAAUUCUAGAUGAAGAUCAGGAAAACGAUUUCGGCGUGACACAAACCGAGACUUGUCCAGGAGGUUGCGAGGAACUAAAUGAUACGCCUAAAGAAGAGGCGCGGGAUUCGGGAGAAUUCCCCUCGCUGCAGACGCCCGGGCGAUGCAAAUGCGGCGUGGAGAACUCGUCGAGGUUCUCGCUGCGCGUGAUGGAGGCGAUGCGCUCGCUGCAGCGCGACGUGGACCAGCCGUCCACGUCCACCGCCGAGGAGAUCGCCGACUACAUCCGGUCGCAUUAUCGUCACGACGGCGACCUUUACGCUCAGGUGCGGACCGCGCUGAGACAGGUCUGUUCUCAAGGAUAUGUCAUGGAAUUACUGAGCAACGAGUAUCACUUGAUCGGGCCCGUUGCAAUCCGGACAAAGCGGAACGGCUGUUCCUGGGAUUGCAGAUAUCGCGCGACAGACGACUCGAGAAGACACGAGUGCGUCGAUGAUGCGAGGGAUGCUACGAUCGAUCGCCUUGGGGACUUGGGUCCGAGUCUUCACUCGACCAGAAUAUCAGCCAACGAAAGGGAUACCGCGGACCGUCGCGGCAGGGAGUUGAAUGCCGACGUCUCGGGCGUCCGAGGCGAUCGUCGACGGCGCGACGCGAUCGGGACGGAGCAACGUGACGCUUACGAGGAACCGAUCCCCGGGCCUUCCAGAGGAUUCACGAGGACUCCGUCGCCUGCAGGUGCGGGCAGAAAUACGAAGAAAGCGCGAGUUGAAGGUCGAAGGGCGCAUCGCGCGGAUGAGGGAGAUGACGAGACCGCGACCGAAGAGGAUGUGGAUUGCACUUGCGACGCCGAAGCCGUUGCUCCAGAUGAACAUUUGAGGAUCCGAUCUCCCGGUCGCGCCGUCGUUAGGAACCAGCGGGAUGGACGUCGUCGCAACGAUGUGGAGGAGGACGAGGAAGACGAGGAGAAAAAAAUGAAAGAUGACGAAGAGGACGAAGAGGAUGAAGGAGAGAGGGCGCGGGAAGAAGACGAGGACGCGGAGGAAGAUAGCGCGUACGAAGAACUGAGGGCGCGAGUUCCCCGCGGGAGAGCCGCGGCACGCGAACACGAGCUGAGGAGGUGGAUCCGGCGAUGUCGUGAGGAGUGCGAGCGACGGAGGGGGCGAUAA